GCCUGAGCAUCGCUCAUGCAGGCGCCGUGCACUUGUCGAGUGCCCCAGCCGGGCAGUGCAUGCACAGAGGAGAGGGAGAGGAGCCUCUCUUCUAAAUUUAACUCGAAGCAAAGUCAACCACUCGCUUUUUUUUCCCCCUCUCUCGUUUGUGUUUGCUUCUUUUGCUCACCGUGGGAGCUCCGGAUUGGAGGCCCCGCCUCAGAACAUAAACAGAGGUGCUAUGGAGGGUCUUUAUUUCGAAGUGAAACCCAGGACUACAAGUACAUAUGUGGAUGCUAAGGAGGAGUCACCGGAGGUGGAGGAGGUCCAAUACAAACUGACAUUAAUCGGUUCUCUCCCGGUCCACCGUAUGACCACUAUGCCGAUGCUUCCCUGGGUGGUGGCCCAGAUUAGCCGGUCUCAGCCCCUGCCGGGUCAGGCCGUGUCCCUAUUCGUGUCGCCAUCAUGGAUGCGGUGUGUUCUGCAGUGUGCCGAGGACGCCGUGUGGGACCCCCUGACGCACACGGUGCUGUUUGAGUGCCAACCUCAUCAGGUGACCAAGCUCAUUCACAACAGCCAGGAGCCCAGCAGCUUUGGUUGCCUGCUCAGAGAUGCUCCAUGCUGUGCCUGCUACGUCUUCAGGUGUCAGGAUAGCACCAAGGUCCCUGAGAUCAUAAGUACCCUCAGGCAGGCUGGCAAAAGCUCCGCCCGCAACGAUGACAUGCCCACCAUUCCCAACAAAACUUCACCAGACCCCGGAGGCACCAAGCCGUCUGAAGCUUGCCUCAAUUUACCUUCCCUUCCCGCAGCAGGUUCUGUGGCGAACCCUGCCCUGUCCCCAACGACCUUUGCCAAAAAGUUUGAGGUGCUAUUUUGCGGCCGUGUGAGUGUCGCUCACAAAAAGGCCCCGCCUGCACUAAUUGACGAAUGCAUUGAAAAGUUUAGCCAGAUGGCUCAGGGCUCAGGGACCACUAAAAGGGGGGUAAACAGCAGCGGGGGGUUAGUUGGUGGGCUUAAGAGGGCAUUAUCCUUCCAGUCCAAUGGACUGGGUAGUGCCGCAGUAGGGAACACUGCUACCGGGAGCCCCACCAACGGGAAACGACCACUCCUGUUCAAACGAGAUCCCAGCUUCCCCUCUCUGCAGGCCUUGGAUGAGAAUGGACUCUCACCAGAGAUCUCUCAUGCCAACACUACUGAUACCAACGCUCGUUCGCCCGGAGUGCAACCCACCAGCCUGCAGGAGAACAGGACCAUGCUGUUCACGGUGGGGAGGUCACAGAUCUUUUUGGUCAGUCCGGACACUAAGAAGGUUGCAAUUGAGAAGAGUUUCCGUGAAAUCUCUUUCUGCUCACAAGGUAUUCGCCAUGUGGACCACUUUGGCUUCAUUUGCAGGGAGACAGUGGAAGGAGGAAGCUGCCACUUUGUUUGUUACAUCUUUCAGUGUACAGAUGAAUCACUGGUGGACGAGAUCAUGCUGACCUUGAAGCAGGCGUUUUCCAUAGCAGCUGUGCAGCAGAAUGCAAAAACCCAGAGCCAGCAGUGUGACAGCUGCCCCAUGCUACAGCUCCACAGACUGUGUGAGAGAAUAGAAGGUUUAAAUGCAUCGAAAACCAAGCUGGAGCUUCAGAGACACCUGGCUACUCUGGAUAACCAGGAUCAAGCUGCUGUCUUUGAAAACACAAUGAGGUCUCAUGCUAAGAGCGAACAGGAGGAAAAUGAGCUUAUUGUAUCGUCUUUGAGGAAUUUGUAUGAAGAGAGACAGAGGAUCCAUCAGCACACAUUGCCUAUGGACACCAAACAGAAUGAGGAGGCACCUGCUGCUCCUGUUGAGGUGCAGCAACAAAGUAGCAGUCGCCAGCGUCUGGAACAGUUCAAGAGUCGAGCCAAGCGCUCUUUAACCGAGUCCCUAGAGGGCAUCUGGAAGGGAAGCACCAAGGCCAUCACUCAGAAGGGCAACAGUGAAAGAAGCAAUAGUGUUUCCUCCAUUUCUUCUGUCAUUGGCCAGGACCAGUCACGCUUAGAUGACCCCCUCCCUGCUCCUACCCAGCUGCAACCCACCAGCCCACUCAGGUGCCACAACUCAACAGGAGACCUGAAGCAGCUUAACUCCUCACCUUCCCCUUCUCCCUCUCCUGUCUCCUCUUCACUGGGUGACGGUCAGUCGCAGAGCUUUCGCAAACGAGCCAGCACCUUCAGCCAUCCCUGUACUCCCACCUCAGAAGAUCAUUUACCAACGCGCACUUUAACCUACACGCCACAGCAGGACCCCACCGCCGCUUCAAAGCCCAAGCUCUUACGACACUACUCUGUCAGCACCGACAGGCCUCACCAGAGCAAACACACACCAUCCGACACUGCCCUUCCUCCUGUUCCUAACUGCUUGUCAUCCUCUUCUCUUCUGCUCCCUCCUUCCUCCCCUUCAACCAGAGCAAGGCUCAGUAAAAGACGUCCUCUGGGUGGACUUCGUGCUCGACUCCACUCCUCCUCCUCUGUUCCUAAUUUUUUGAAAUUUCAAUUCCUGGCCCCUGUGCAAGAAAACGACUGCCCAGAAAGAAAAAGCAGUGAUGUAGCAGCCCCCUACAUGUCAAGUGCAGAAUAUGAAGUUGAGGAAAGCCCUCUGCGCCACCGCCACUCGUGGAGACAACAGAUAUUCCUGCGAGUCGCUACACCUCAGAAAAACCAAGAUAUUAACGAGCGUGGAGACCCUCUAGAUGGGAUUCUUGUGUGUGGGGGCCAAGCACUAGGUCCAGGUAGUGUGGACUCGUCUAUGAGAGCGGUGCCCGAAGAGAGGACAAGAAGGAGCAAAGAGGAGCUGAGGGAACUAUGGAGGACAGCCAUCCUACAGCAGAUCCUCCUGCAGAGGAUGGAGCGAGAGAAUCAGAAGCUACAAGCUUCAGAAAGUGACCUGCAAAACAAGCGGCUCAAGUUGGACUAUGAGGAAAUCACUCCGUGCCUGAAGGAGGUCACUCUGGUCUGGGAGAAGAUGCUGGGAACUCCUGGAAGGGCAAAGGUCAAAUUGGACACCGAAACCAUACAUGCGUCUGUUGCACAAGGUGUCCCAAGGCAGCAUCGAGGCGAGAUCUGGAAGUUCCUAUCGGAGCAGUACCUGCUCAAGCAGACUGUCCCCUCUCGGCCGCCGACCAAUGACGCACCAUACAAAGAGCUGCUCAAACAACUCACCUCGCAGCAGCACGCCAUCCUCAUUGAUCUGGGUCGCACUUUUCCCACUCACCCCUAUUUCCAAGCCCAGCUUGGGGCCGGACAGCUGUCUCUGUAUAAUGUCCUGAAGGCCUACUCGCUGCUGGACCCUGAGGUCGGGUACUGCCAGGGCUUGUCCUUCAUCGCGGGAGUGUUGCUGUUACACAUGGGGGAAGAAGACGCCUUCAACAUGCUCAAAUUUCUCAUGUAUGACGUUGGCCUCCGCAGACAGUAUAGACCUGAUAUGAUUAUCCUGCAGAUUCAGAUGUACCAGCUGUCACGUCUGCUACAUGACUAUCACCGGGAUCUGUACAGCCACCUGGAGCAGCAUGAGAUUGGUCCUAGCCUGUACGCCACGCCAUGGUUCCUCACUGCCUUUGCCUCGCAUUUCCCCCUUGGCUUUGUGGCCAGAGUCUUUGAUAUGUUGUUUCUGCAGGGGCCAGAGGUCAUCUUCAAGGUGGCCCUGAGUCUCCUUGGAAGCCACAAGCCACUGAUUCUGCAGCACGACAGCCUGGAGUCUAUUGUGGACUUCAUCAAGACCACGCUUCCCAACCUGGGCCUGGUGCAGAUGGAAAAAACUAUCAUCCAGGUUUGUGCGAUCGAUGUGUCCAAGCAGCUUCAGGCAUACGAGGUGGAGUACCACGUCUUGCAGGAUGAGCUCCUGGACACGCCCCCGACCCUCAAUCAACACCAGCGAGCUGCACAGCUGGAGAGGACCAAUCAGAGCCUGCGACAGCAGAACCUUGAUCUACUUGAGGAGUUGCAGGUGUCGUAUGCUCGAGUAUGCAGCCUAGAGACUCGCGUGGCAGCGCUGGUGCAGUCAGACGGUGAGCUGAGGCAGCAGGUUAGUGCACUGGAGCAGGAGAAGCUACAGCUGGUGAGCACGGCCACGCGUCUACAGGACCUGCUCUCCAGCCUUGGCAUCAAAACCACCCCUGAUGGCUUCUGUCUGCCUCCGCCUGCUGUGGAGAUACACACCCCUGUAGUCACAGCGGGGGCCAAGGUGGGUAUACAAACAGAACAGGACUGCCGGACUUUGGAAAACCUGCGCCGCCCUGUGAUAUUAGUGGAAAGGAAGGUCAAUGGACAAGGAGAGACUUUGACAUGACUCCCAAGCUCGACUUUUAAGUCCUUGAUUUCAACUGAAAGCCCCUUUCAUUAAAAGAGGACCAGAGAGAAUGAAAGUAAAAGUCAUGCCUCUUGUGUGAUAAGCUAGCAUCUGUCCCAAAGAUGGCCCUUGUCCCCAUGGGUCUCACAUUAUUAGCACUUGGACUUGAGUCUCUGUCACAAGAUUUAUUCCCAAAGAACAUCAAGUGAGAAUGUGAACCAGUGAAGAACUCCACAAGUAAAACCAUGUUUGGAAACUAAAGAAAGGUAGAGGAAAAUGAUCCAUUUGACGUAGACCUUAUCAGUUUUUGGUCUCAACAAAACUUUUGUUUGUUUUAAUAUGUGCUUGUGCCUUCCAGUUUGCCAAAGUAGACCUUCUUACCUGAAAUUACUGUACCUCUCGUUUGGGAACCUUUACUGUAUUAGACACACUGUAUUCCUUCUACAAGGCCUGCAGCUUCAAGUGAUGUAUAUGCAAGUGUGCAUGUGUGUGUGUGUGUGUGUUUGUGCACUGGUUGCAACAAAUCUAUUCAAUUUAUGCUGUAAGAUUUUAUCCCACGCACAUGUUAUGUUUUAUUUGAAAUGAGUAGUAUUGCAAUCUAUACUUUAAAUAUAUAUUCCAUAUCCUUUCUGAAACCUGUAUUUUUGUUGCGUUUGUGUGUUAAACAACUUCACAGGUGUCAUCGCACACACUUAAAGAUGAUGUUUGCGCACCUCUUGUCUAAACAUGCCAAGCUACUUUAAACACUACGUGCUUGAUAUAAUGAUUGAACAUACGGCAAUAUACAGCAUUUAAAGAACAAACAUGCACUUGUUUCCAGGAACUCCUCUCUCGUGGUUAAGGAGGGGGGGAAAAAAACCUGCCAAGACAAGUUGUGUCUCUUUGUUCGUGUGUGCGUCUGUGCACGUUGCACAACAAAGUGUGCCAACAAAAUGCAUCAAAAACAAAGGUUUAGAAAGUAAAGAAAAUAUUGUCAACUGGCACUUAGGACAAGGAUUACCUUUGGAGGUGAAUUGGAUGACCUCAUGCAACCUCCCCACAGGCCAGACUAAGUAACUAUUAUAUUAUAUUACUAUAGAAAUUAAAUUUGGAUUGGUCUUAGGUUAUUUUCACACUGCAGGUCAAUUCUAAUUUGUUUGACUCAUAUUUGACCUGUAUCUGUAUACCGCUUUCUUCUUAAUCUCCAACAUGGAAUCAUUUGGUUAAAUAUUAAAAUAUUAUACAGUAUAUAACAUUUAAAUAUUCAUAUUAAAAUGUUGACUCCCAUUGCACAAAGUCCUCCGUAAACACACGAAAAUGCAUGUGACAUCAUUGAUACUUUUCUUUCACAUUUCGCAUUUUUGGUAGCUUUAGAGUAGUCGGUGUACAGCAAAUUCAUGUAUUUCAUAGUACAUUUCAGCUAUUGUGUCUUCCCAUGGGACAAUAGUAUAGGAAUGAAACUAGGAUAUAUUGUAACUUAAAAUAGUAAAGAUGAACGUACACACACAACAUACCUGUUUUUACUGCUACAAUAGACAUGUCAAACUCUCACACUAAGUAUACACUUCAAAGCACAUACUUAAAUAAUCCCUAAUGCAUUGUUGCCCUUAUGUUAGCCUGAUGCUAAUAGUAGUUACGAGCCUUUCAGUGAGUUCUAUUGCAACUUAUCUCACUAUUACAUGUGUGCAUUUUACAUCAUUCAUAUUAAACCCAACAUUCCGGCUGGAUGGAGAUUUUCAACAAGUACCAGCCAGCUAAAAGGACAUCUCACCUUUUUCUUUAUGCCAGACGCAAAUACAUAUGGUAAGGUAAACUGCCGGAUGUGCUGUGGCGCCACACACAGACCGUGCAACACUUGCUCAUCAUGUCAGUGAGCUCUGACUGCUAAAGAAUAAUGUCAUAAGUCGUUUCAGUUUGGAUGCAUGAUUGAUUGAUGUUAGGCUUGAGGUGAUAAGACUAAAAUUCUUGGCGGGAGAAGUGUGUGUCACCCUGGGCGUUUCACCUCGGCUGUGGAAAUGCAUGUUUCCUCAUACUUAGCAGACAUUGCAGUCUCACAUGUCAGAGCCGCUCGUUACCAUGUCGAUGCAUAAUGUUCCUAGAUGAACAUGUGCCGCUUUAAUACAGAUGCUGUAUAAUACUGAUAAUACAGGUGCUGCUGUUUAUUUGAAUGGCAUGACCAUUGUCAUUCUCUACGUCACAGCAAUACUAUGCAUGACUUUUUAAGCCAUAUAAUUUUUUUAAUUGAUAAACAUGCAGCCACACUGCAUGGACUAUGUCAGGGGUUCAUUCAGCACGUCUCACGUGAAUGUAGCAUGAAGAAAACAUAUCAGAUUAUUUAAAAAAAGUAAGACGCCUUAUUCCCCUUUUGCAUGCUUUUACUGCAAAAUGCAAUCCAAGGGCAAAAUAUGGCAAUAAUUCCAGAUGCAGACAAACUUGUUCAUGUUUUUGUGACAUCCAGGUUGAAUUAUUGUAAUUCUGUUGCCCUAAAAGAUCAUUCAAUUGGUCCAAAAUACUGCUGUCCGAAUCUUAACCAGAACCGUAUUAGUGUUAAUUAGUUAGUAGAAUUUGAAUUUUUUAAAGCACUAAACGAGCAGGCACCAGUUCAUCUCACAGAGCUUCUAGAAAAUUAGUUCUCAGGCUUAAUACAAGGGGGGGCAGACAACCUCUCCCUGUUUAAAAGUCAACUGGGGAGUAAGGGGAGUAAGGGUGUCUGCAACCAUAACAUGUUCUAUGAGAGGAGGCUCACAUUUAAAAAAAAAAAAAACUUUUUUUUUUUUUUACAAUGAUGUUUUAGUGUGAGUUGGUUCUUCUGGUUGCAGACCUGCAUAGCUUCAUACCGAGCAGCAGUUUCUAGUCAUUUGGUUGUAUUAUUAACAGCACAACAGCUUGAUCGAUACAGUAGCAGUACAUUGUCAUUUGGUUUCAUGCAUUAGACACGAAAGAGAAAAUUGUGUAAUAGUGAUGUCAUGUCUUGUUUUUUUUUUCUACCACCUUCCACGUGAACCAAAUCCACUUGAAAGUCGUCGUCAUGGCGACAAACGUUAAGAAUGUGGUGCAGUGGCAGACGGUGGAGGGUUGUUGUAGUGGCGUUGCCGAGUCACACACACACACACACACACACACACACACACACACACACACACACACGCA
Molecule: messenger RNA, 7414 nt
Organism: Doryrhamphus excisus (bluestripe pipefish)
Lineage: Eukaryota; Metazoa; Chordata; Actinopteri; Syngnathiformes; Syngnathidae
Gene: tbc1d1
Product: TBC1 (tre-2/USP6, BUB2, cdc16) domain family, member 1
Source: RefSeq, a predicted model, not a curated record